GGAAAACACAAACGAGGAGCUCGAGGAUCAGCGGAGGAAGAAGAACCAUCGACACUUAAAAGAGCCAACAUGGCGGAAUGUCAAGAGGAAGAGGCCGCGGAGUUAGUGGAAGCGACAAAUGAAGCAAUAAACGCCGAAGGUGAGCCCAGUAAUGCAGAACUAAGGGAGAUGUUGGUAGACAUUCAAAUAAAUACUGCAGCUAUCCUACGCGAAAACAAAACAAUCAGAAGCGAAAUGACCGAUCUCAAGCGCACAAUUCAACAUCAAACAGACGAUAUAACUGCGUUGAAAUCAUCUCUAGAACAUAUAACGAAGCAGUACAACGAGGUAGAACGCGGGCUGGUGGCAGCAAGAAAGAAAAUUCAAGAGCAGGAAGAAGAAUUGUACGAUCUUCAAGACAAACUAGAACAAUACACGAGUAAAAACUCAAUAGAAAUACAUGGUGUACCAGAAUGCGCCUACAUUGAGACGGAAGACGUGGUGUUAAAAUUAGCGGAGGCCCUAGAUGUAUCGGUGGAACCAAAGGAUAUCGAAAUAUGUCACAAGCUGAACAGGAAGGGUAACAAACCAAUUAUUGUAAAAUUUAUAAGCCACAAGGUCAAAACAAAUCUAUACAGAGAAGACCGAGAGAGCAAUAUCGCUCUGUGCCACGGGGUGGGGUUAAAAAAAAAGGAUCGGCCGAGGACCGAGAGAGCGGUGUCGCUCUGUGCCACAAGGUGGCGUUUAAAAAAAAAAAAAGAGAGAGAGAGAGAGAGAUCGGUCGCGGACCGAGAGAGCAGUAUCGCUCUGUGCCACGGGGUGACGUUAAAAAAGAAAAAAAGGGAAAAAACAAGAUGAUCGGUCGUGGACCGAGAGAGAGGUGUAUCGCUAUCCUCGUUUCGGUAUGAAUAAUGCAUUACAAGGUAAAAAAGGACGCAACUCGAAAGGGGUUUGGGAGAGAGCUGAUUCUAGAAGUCUUUGCUGUUUCAAUUAAUAAAACGAGGACCUUUCUUAGGACGGACGCGCACAGCUCCGUGCUCCAUACCAUUGGACAGCGGUAAGUCAUGGCUGAGCUGUGCUUUAAAGCGGGCCAUAUUUAGCAUACUUGCCCAGAGGAACGGGCGAAGGAGGCCUGGUUACCGUGAUUGCCAUAUAUACUUGAUCGUUUCGUUGGGUUUAUCGACAAAUUUACCUUUUUUUCUGGUGUCUCUGUGGUCUCGAGGUUGGAGAAGUGACCCCAUAAGCGUUUUGCCUAUAGGCAUGCCCUUGAGCCCGAUUACUCGGGCUACGGUGGUCAUUUUCUCCGAGCUCGGGUUUACAGUCUCUUUACGUUUUGCCAUCUUUUGAUCGUUUUCUUCUCGGUUCCAUUCGGUGAAGAAACGCCGAUAUUUGUGCCUUUAACGUUACUGAGAGUAAGCAGAUACAGACAUGUUUAGUAUCUCUGGAUGUAAACUCGAGUUCGGGGAAAAUGGCCACUAAGUGAAAGGAUAAUAUCUUUAGGGCUUAUAUCGGCCCAUAUUAUCGGGCCCGUUUACUUAUACCUGGGCAUAAGGAAUAGGGGCGUAGAAGCACUGAGUGGGGUCUUCGAUAGUCACCUUUUAAGUAACGGUGUUCACAGCCUGUCACUGGUGCAUGACUGAAUGAUUCAUUGAGUUGAGAGCAAUCCGGGCGUAUUUGGGAUGUAUGCGGUAAACGUUUUUCGCCAUUUUGUCUUCUUGGGGACGCUAGAGCCAAAGAGGACGAGGUUUCAGGUUUAUGUGUUGGCACGUUUCACCAGGUUUUAUAUUUGUGAAUUAUGGUAACACUUACUACCGCUUGUGGAAGUUUUUUCGAUUAGCUGUAUUUUGAUUCUCACAAAAGUAACAAGGGUGACUGAUUUGGAUGUGACUUUGUAUCUGUACCCUCACUCUUCGGUGGUAACUCAGUAUUGAGUGGUAGGCUUGGUGUGUGGUUGUGAUCACUCCCGUUUCGUUCAGAAUAACUUCUUCAUUAAUGUUCACAAAACUACUGGACAGGAAGUUCCUACAAGCAUUGUUCUUUCUGUUUAAUGAUUGCUAAAUUCGGGGUUGUUUUCCCUUCGACAAGUUUUGUCGCUCUUAAACUGGGUGGAGUGUUCUCGAAUACAGUUCAUUAUUCUGUGAGGGCAGCCUUGUACAUGGUUUAAGGUGACUCGACCCAGUUUUUUUGGGGGGGGUACCAUCCUACUUUGAAGCUCUCUGGAAGUUUUUUCGAUUAGCUGUAUUUUGAUUCUCACAAAAGUAACAAGGGUGACUGAUUUGGAUGUGACUUUGUAUCUGUACCCUCACUCUUCGGUGGUAACUCAGUAUUGAGUGGUAGGCUUGGUGUGUGGUUGUGAUCACUCCCGUUUCGUUCAGAAUAACUUCUUCAUUAAUGUUCACAAAACUACUGGACAGGAAGUUCCUACAAGCAUUGUUCUUUCUGUUUAAUGAUUGCUAAAUUCGGGGUUGUUUUCCCUUCGACAAGUUUUGUCGCUCUUAAACUGGGUGGAGUGUUCUCGAAUACAGUUCAUUAUUCUGUGAGGGCAGCCUUGUACAUGGUUUAAGGUGACUCGACCCAGUUUUUUUUGGGGGGGUACCAUCCUACUUUGAAGCUCUCUGGUAUCCCCACCUUUACUUUUAUCGUAAGUCUAACACAUAGAAUGGAUAACAUAUAGAUCAAUCUGCAAUAUGAAAUAAAUGUCGGAGUAAAUGUCACGUGGUUAUAAUGCCACGCCCCUUUGAGGUCUGAGUCGAAAAUCGGCUGUUGCCGGCAUUUUUUUGUGAAAAUCUCUCGGCUACACAUAGUGCGCAUUAGUGCCUUGCGCUGAACAGAGUUUCACCAAAAUCGCAAAGACCCAAUUCGAGAAAUUCAGUGGUUUCCAAAUUUAGGUCAUAAUUUAUGCGAAAAUGAUACGCAAACUUUACACGGAUUAUAUCUAAUAAACCAAGAGAUUCAUCCCUUUAUUUUGGGCAUCGUUAUAGCAGAUGGGUCCUUGCAAGUCAGCAAAACGCUUUAGAACUCUCGAUUACUUUCCGAAGAAAUAUCCGGUAUAUGCUAAUAAUUGGCUUGUCGUCACAGAUAGUAGUGAGAGCCGAAACGGUGAACGUCACGGCUCAUCGUGUAGGAUGCAAUACUUAAUUAUCUUACUCGAGUUAUAACAUCACAGAAACUCUCACAAAGAGUUGCUCUGAUGUUAUAAUGUAUCACUAACCUCUUUACCCGGUAAUUAGCAUAUCCCGGAGAUUUAACCGAGGGUCCUUUUUAAUGCAAAUUCUAUCUUUUUGCUAAAUGUGCACGUGUAUAUGAAACUUGAAAACAAUGCCAGUGAAUAAUGAGGACGCUCGCUUGUAAACACAAAUCUGGGGGAAUUUGGCUAUAUUUGAGGCCCUAUUUAAAAGCCUUCCCUGUUUUCAAUGUUCUUAAAACUUGCAGGGAAUAUUUCUUGACGAUUGAUCUCGGAAUUGUCGAAUUUAUAAAAAAAAUUAUCGAGCGGUGUUUGGAAAAAUGCGAAAUUUUUAGGCAUGGAGCAAAUUACCUCCAAAAACUGUAUCAAGAGCAUCUGAAUGCAAGUUAAUAAAAUCCUUCUUACUCGCGAUCGCCCAGAGCAAUUCCCCUCUUUUUUUGUAUGCAGUUUUCGAUGGAAUCAAUCCACUAUGAGACGAAGCCGCGUUCCUAAAGCUUAUCAUUUUCUUAAAAUAUUAGCGAAUUGUGCGGCUAGCAUGCUAUUUCACUGUUUUUAUGAUUCUUAAUAAAAAAUAUUUCGAAAACGCUCUCAUAGAAUUUCUUCAAACUUUGCCAUAAUGGAGGCAAUUAUAGCAGGUACAUACUCCCUUAAGCGAUUUCUUCAAAAAACUCCUGGUACAGAAAAACAUUCCACGAUUUCCGUUUAUCUAAUCCACGGUAACUUUAUUUAUUUACCUACAGAGAUUUGAGAAACAACGAGAUCAAAGAGCUCCCAUCAGGGAUAUUUUCAAAUCUCUCUUCCUUGCAAACACUGUAACUGAACAAAGCACUUUUGGUACCUUCGGGUUGAGGGAAGAGGGGUGAUGAAUAAGGGGUGAACGUUUAAUUGAUUACCUACAGUUUGGCUUCUGCUAUUCUUCUUAUUUCUUCAUAGCUGAUAAUCUAUAAAAGUUAUAAGAAUUAUAAGAUAGCAUUAACACACUCAAAGUUACAACUACAUCGAUUUAUCCAUACUUGGGUCACCUUAAAGGCACUUUUUUCUCCUCUCCAGUUUUCCACCGUAACUUUAUUUAUUUACCCACAGGUAUUUGAGUGACAACGAGAUCAAGGAGCUCCAGUCGGGGAUAUUUUCAAAUCUCUCUUCCUUGCGAACACUGUAAGUGAACGAAGCACUAUUUCAUUAAAAUUUUAUUGUCUUAGAUAAAUGACCUCGAAGUAUCCGAAGUCCUCUGUUGGCACCUUCGGGUUGGCGGAAGAGGGGUGAUGGAGAUGGGGUGAACGUUUGAUUAAUUACUUGUAGUUUGGCUUCACCUUUUUCAGCUUUCUUUUUUUAGGUCUUUAAGGAGUCUUUUUCAGCCACAAUCCUUUGUGUCCAUAUAAGUUAGAAGCAAUCAUUUUAAGUUCAGGAUCAUCAUUUCGUCUGUUUCCAUCACGUUAUUUCUCAGAAUUCCUUUGCCUUCCAUCUAACUUCCGUGAUAAGCUUGGUUGACUAUCAAUUGCUAGACGGAGAGCAUGCGUGGGGUCGGUGUGCGGUGGUACGUUUUGUGAGGAGCGUAGUUUCUGUCCCUUUACGCCAUUUUUAGAGAACUUUAUACCGCCUUGACAUAAUAAUUCAACGUUUAAACACUUGCUGAAGUAUUAAAUGCAGAAAUUAGGAGGAAAACACAAACGAGGAGCUCGAGGAUCAGCGGAGGAAGAAGAACCAUCGACACUUAAAAGAGCCAACAUGGCGGAAUGUCAAGAGGAAGAGGCCGCGGAGUUAGUGGAAGCGACAAAUGAAGCAAUAAACGCCGAAGGUGAGCCCAGUAAUGCAGAACUAAGGGAGAUGUUGGUAGACAUUCAAAUAAAUACUGCAGCUAUCCUACGCGAAAACAAAACAAUCAGAAGCGAAAUGACCGAUCUCAAGCGCACAAUUCAACAUCAAACAGACGAUAUAACUGCGUUGAAAUCAUCUCUAGAACAUAUAACGAAGCAGUACAACGAGGUAGAACGCGGGCUGGUGGCAGCAAGAAAGAAAAUUCAAGAGCAGGAAGAAGAAUUGUACGAUCUUCAAGACAAACUAGAACAAUACACGAGGAAAAACUCAAUAGAAAUACAUGGUGUACCAGAAUGCGCCUACAUUGAGACGGAAGACGUGGUGUUAAAAUUAGCGGAGGCCCUAGAUGUAUCGGUGGAACCAAAGGAUAUCGAAAUAUGUCACAAGCUGAACAGGAAGGGUAACAAACCAAUUAUUGUAAAAUUUAUAAGCCACAAGGUCAAAACAAAUCUAUACAGAGAAGACCGAGAGAGCAAUAUCGCUCUGUGCCACGGGGUGGGGUUAAAAAAAAAGGAUCGGCCGAGGACCGAGAGAGCGGUGUCGCUCUGUGCCACAAGGUGGCGUUUAAAAAAAAAAAAAGAGAAAGAGAGAGAGAGAUCGGUCGCGGACCGAGAGAGCAGUAUCGCUCUGUGCCACGGGGUGACGUUAAAAAAAAAGAAAAAAAAGGGAAAAACAAGAUGAUCGGUCGUGGACCGAGAGAGAGGUGUAUCGCUAUCCUCGUUUCGGUAUGAAUAAUGCAUUACAAGGCAAAAAAAAAAGGACGCAACUCGAAAGGGGUUUGGGAGAGAGCUGAUUCUAGAAGUCUUUGCUGUUUCAAUUAAUAAAACGAGGACCUUUCUUAGGACGGACGCGCACAGCUCCGUGCUCCAUACCAUUGGACAGCGGUAAGUCAUGGCUGAGCUGUGCUUUAAAGCGGGCCAUAUUUAGCAUACUUGCCCAGAGGAACGGGCGAAGGAGGCCUGGUUACCGUGAUUGCCAUAUAUACUUGAUCGUUUCGUUGGGUUUAUCGACAAAUUUACCUUUUUUCUGGUGUCUCUGUGGUCUCGAGGUUGGAGAAGUGACCCCAUAAGCGUUUUGCCUAUAGGCAUGCCCUUGAGCCCGAUUACUCGGGCUACGGUGGUCAUUUUCUCCGAGCUCGGGUUUACAGUCUCUUUACGUUUUGCCAUCUUUUGAUCGUUUUCUUCUCGGUUCCAUUCGGUGAAGAAACGCCGAUAUUUGUGCCUUUAACGUUACUGAGAGUAAGCAGAUACAGACAUGUUUAGUAUCUCUGGAUGUAAACUCGAGUUCGGGGAAAAUGGCCACUAAGUGAAAGGAUAAUAUCUUUAGGGCUUAUAUCGGCCCAUAUUAUCGGGCCCGUUUACUUAUACCUGGGCAUAAGGAAUAGGGGCGUAGAAGCACUGAGUGGGGUCUUCGAUAGUCACCUUUUAAGUAACGGUGUUCACAGCCUGUCACUGGUGCAUGACUGAAUGAUUCAUUGAGUUGAGAGCAAUCCGGGCGUAUUUGGGAUGUAUGCGGUAAACGUUUUUCGCCAUUUUGUCUUCUUGGGGACGCUAGAGCCAAAGAGGACGAGGUUUCAGGUUUAUGUGUUGGCACGUUUCACCAGGUUUUAUAUUUGUGAAUUAUGGUAACACUUACUACCGCUUGUGGAAGUUUUUUCGAUUAGCUGUAUUUUGAUUCUCACAAAAGUAACAAGGGUGACUGAUUUGGAUGUGACUUUGUAUCUGUACCCUCACUCUUCGGUGGUAACUCAGUAUUGAGUGGUAGGCUUGGUGUGUGGUUGUGAUCACUCCCGUUUCGUUCAGAAUAACUUCUUCAUUAAUGUUCACAAAACUACUGGACAGGAAGUUCCUACAAGCAUUGUUCUUUCUGUUUAAUGAUUGCUAAAUUCGGGGUUGUUUUCCUUCGACAAGUUUUGUCGCUCUUAAACUGGGUGGAGUGUUCUCGAAUACAGUUCAUUAUUCUGUGAGGGCAGCCUUGUACAUGGUUUAAGGUGACUCGACCCAGUUUUUUUUUGGGGGUACCAUCCUACUUUGAAGCUCUCUGGUAUCCCCACCUUUACUUUUUAUCGUAAGUCUAACACAUAGAAUGGAUAACAUAUAGAUCAAUCUGCAAUAUGAAAUAAAUGUCGGAGUAAAUGUCACGUGGUUAUAAUGCCACGCCCCUUUGAGGUCUGAGUCGAAAAUCGGCUGUUGCCGGCAUUUUUUUGUGAAAAUCUCUCGGCUACACAUAGUGCGCAUUAGUGCCUUGCGCUGAACAGAGUUUCACCAAAAUCGCAAAGACCCAAUUCGAGAAAUUCAGUGGUUUCCAAAUUUAGGUCAUAAUUUAUGCGAAAAUGAUAAGCAAACUUUACACGGAUUAUAUCUAAUAAACCAAGAGAUUCAUCCCUUUAUUUUGGGCAUCGUUAUAGCAGAUGGGUCCUUGCAAGUCAGCAAAACGCUUUAGAACUCUCGAUUACUUUCCGAAGAAAUAUCCGGUAUAUGCUAAUAAUUGGCUUGUCGUCACAGAUAGUAGUGAGAGCCGAAACGGUGAACGUCACGGCUCAUCGUGUAGGAUGCAAUACUUAAUUAUCUUACUCGAGUUAUAACAUCACAGAAACUCUCACAAAGAGUUGCUCUGAUGUUAUAAUGUAUCACUAACCUCUUUACCCGGUAAUUAGCAUAUCCCGGAGAUUUAACCGAGGGUCCUUUUUAAUGCAAAUUCUAUCUUUUUGCUAAAUGUGCACGUGUAUAUGAAACUUGAAAACAAUGCCAGUGAAUAAUGAGGACGCUCGCUUGUAAACACAAAUCUGGGGGGGGGGGGGAAUUUGGCUAUAUUUGAGGCCCUAUUUAAAAGCCUUCCCUGUUUUCAAUGUUCUUAAAACUUGCAGGGAAUAUUUCUUGACGAUUGAUCUCGGAAUUGUCGAAUUUAUAAAAAAAUUAUCGAGCGGUGUUUGGAAAAAUGCGAAAUUUUUAGGCAUGGAGCAAAUUACCUCCAAAAACUGUAUCAAGAGCAUCUGAAUGCAAGUUAAUAAAAUCCUUCUUACUCGCGAUCGCCCAGAGCAAUUCCCCUCUUUUUUUGUAUGCAGUUUUCGAUGGAAUCAAUCCACUAUGAGACGAAGCCGCGUUCCUAAAGCUUAUCAUUUUCUUAAAAUAUUAGCGAAUUGUGCGGCUAGCAUGCUAUUUCACUGUUUUUAUGAUUCUUAAAAAAAAUAUUUCGAAAACGCUCUCAUAGAAUUUCUUCAAACUUUGCCAUAAUGGAGGCAAUUAUAGCAGGUACAUACUCCCUUAAGCGAUUUCUUCAAAAACUCCUGGUACAGAAAAACAUUCCACGAUUUCCGUUUAUCUAAUCCACGGUAACUUUAUUUAUUUACCUACAGAGAUUUGAGAAACAACGAGAUCAAAGAGCUCCCAUCAGGGAUAUUUUCAAAUCUCUCUUCCUUGCAAACACUGUAACUGAACAAAGCACUUUUGGUACCUUCGGGUUGAGGGAAGAGGGGUGAUGAAUAAGGGGUGAACGUUUAAUUGAUUACCUACAGUUUGGCUUCUGCUAUUCUUCUUAUUUCUUCAUAGCUGAUAAUCUAUAAAAGUUAUAAGAAUUAUAAGAUAGCAUUAACACACUCAAAGUUACAACUACAUCGAUUUAUCCAUACUUGGGUCACCUUAAAGGCACUUUUUCCUCCUCUCCAGUUUUCCACCGUAACUUUAUUUAUUUACCCACAGAUAUUUGAGUGACAACGAGAUCAAGGAGCUCCAGUCGGGGAUAUUUUCAAAUCCCUCUUCCUUGCGAACACUGUAAGUGAACGAAGCACUAUUUCAUUAAAAUUUUAUUGUCUUAGAUAAAUGACCUCGAAGUAUCCGAAGUCCUCUGUUGGCACCUUCGGGUUGGCGGAAGAGGGGUGAUGGAGAUGGGGUGAACGUUUGAUUAAUUACUUGUAGUUUGGCUUCACCUUUUUCAGCUUUCUUUUUUUAGGUCUUUAAGGAGUCUUUUUCAGCCACAAUCCUUUGUGUCCAUAUAAGUUAGAAGCAAUCAUUUUAAGUUCAGGAUCAUCAUUUCGUCUGUUUCCAUCACGUUAUUUCUCAGAAUUCCUUUGCCUUCCAUCUAACUUCCGUGAUAAGCUUGGUUGACUAUCAAUUGCUAGACGGAGAGCAUGCGUGGGGUCGGUGUGCGGUGGCACGUUUUGUGAGGAGCGUAGUUUCUGUCCCUUUACGCCAUUUUUAGAGAACCUUAUACCGCCUUGACAUAAUAAUUCAACGUUUAAACACUUGCUGAAGUAUUAAAUGCAGAAAUUAGGAGGAAAACACAAACGAGGAGCUCGAGGAUCAGCGGAGGAAGAAGAACCAUCGACACUUAAAAGAGCCAACAUGGCGGAAUGUCAAGAGGAAGAGGCCGCGGAGUUAGUGGAAGCGACAAAUGAAGCAAUAAACGCCGAAGGUGAGCCCAGUAAUGCAGAACUAAGGGAGAUGUUGGUAGACAUUCAAAUAAAUACUGCAACUAUCCUACGCGAAAACAAAACAAUCAGAAGCGAAAUGACCGAUCUCAAGCGCACAAUUCAACAUCAAACAGACGAUAUAACUGCGUUGAAAUCAUCUCUAGAACAUAUAACGAAGCAGUACAACGAGGUAGAACGCGGGCUGGUGGCAGCAAGAAAGAAAAUUCAAGAGCAGGAAGAAGAAAUUGGUGAAUUGUACGAUCUUCAAGACAAACUAGAACAAUACACGAGGAAAAACUCAAUAGAAAUACAUGGUGUACCAGAAUACGCCUACACCGAGACGGAAGACGUGGUGUUAAAAUUAGCGGAGGCCCUAGAUGUAUCGGUGGAACCAAAGGAUAUCGAAAUAUGUCACAAGCUGAACAGGAAGGGUAACAAACCAAUUAUUGUAAAAUUUAUAAGCCACAAGGUCAAAACAAAUCUAUACAGGGCUAGGGCUAAGCUAAAAAAUGUCAGAGUUUCUAACAUCUUCCCGCAGUGCUCGUCGUCAACUCUAGUGCAAGCCGACAGAAUUUUUUUAAACGAGAAUCUUACCUCGUACAGGAAAAAAAUAAUGAAUCGGGCAAACGAGAUGCGGAGAAAUGAUGAAUUGUUGAGUGUCUGGUCAAUGGAUGGAUCAAUAUAUGUCAAGACCUCUCCGCAGGGUAAGCCGGUCAGAAUUAACGAGCUGGAAGACUUAGAUUAUCUUUAA
Messenger RNA from Porites lobata, 10137 nucleotides. The record is from the annotation of a GenBank genome assembly. NCBI's taxonomy places the organism in Eukaryota, Metazoa, Cnidaria, Anthozoa, Scleractinia, Poritidae.